UCCCGCAACUGGUGCCGUACCCAUCCGAUGGACAGGCCCAUGGAGCCCCUCGUCCUGCCCUCCACAGCUUUCGCUUGAAUCUCUCUCAUUCUCCCCCCCUCCCAAGUUAAUUCUCCCCAUCUUUCUGACCAGCUGCCACCAGCCUCCUCGGCUGCUCGCUCGGCUGCGUUUUGACGGGUAGCUAGCUAGCUAGGGCCUUGGCUGGGAAUGGCGGAGGAUGUGGGGAGGAGGAGGAUGCAGCAGCAGCAGGAGGAGGAGGAGGAUGAGCGUUUGAAGGCGGCGGCGGCGGCGGUGGAGGAGGGAGGAGGGAAGAUGAAGAGGAAGCGGGGGAGGGUGGAGUUGCGGCGGAUAGAGGACAGGACGAGCCGGCAGGUUCGCUUCUCCAAGCGGCGGAGCGGGCUCUUCAAGAAGGCCUUCGAGCUCUCCGUGCUCUGCGACGCCGAGGUUGCGCUAGUUGUCUUCUCUCCCGCCGGCCGCCUCUACGAGUUCGUCUCCUCCGACACCAGCGUUGAGCAAAUUUUUGGUCGAUGCAAGGACAUUCCCGACACGGUAAUUGAUGAUCUGAAUAUAGCAGCACGAGAUUCCAGGGGUUAUUGCAAUAUACAGCUUGAUCUGAACGAGCAGUCAGUUCCAGAGUCAGUAUCUGAACUAAAUAGCUUCGCUCAAAUGGCCCUGGAACUAGAUGUUAAAGAGAUGAGCAUGGCUGAGCUAACCCGCUUCGAGGAAAUUGUUAGAGAAGCAUUGGCAGCUGUUAAGAGCAUCCGUAUUAUGAAGGUGGCUGAGCUCACCCAAACUGAGGCGAGAUUAAGGAGAGAUCCACAGAAGAAAGGGGACAACUGGUCGGGCCAAGAGUCGGGAAAAGAGUGAGGCUGUGAGAACGUUCUGGAAGGGGAGGGUAUAUAUACGUAGGCACAGUCUACAUCUGCAUCCAGACGUUCAGAACCUGCAGCCAAUGUUCAUGCUUGCAAUAGCCGACUCGGUUUAUUGCCUAAGGUUAGAAUGACCUCCUCAGGAAAGAAGAAGCGGGAGCUCUGCUAGUCUGCUAUAUAUCGCCUAAGAACACUGAGCUCAAGUAUCUUGUAUCAAAUUCAAAUAUGCCGUUCUUACGAUACAGCCGGGGCUCUGCUAUUUAUUGCCAUAAGUGCAAUUCAAGAAUUACCAUGUAUUGUUCUAUUGUAUCGAACAUUUGUUUUUGUUC
Messenger RNA from Triticum urartu, 1198 nucleotides. Its product is annotated as MADS-box transcription factor 51. Gene Ontology annotation, biological process: positive regulation of transcription by RNA polymerase II. The record is from RefSeq and is a predicted model, not a curated record. Lineage: Eukaryota; Viridiplantae; Streptophyta; Magnoliopsida; Poales; Poaceae. Gene Ontology annotation, molecular function: protein dimerization activity; RNA polymerase II transcription regulatory region sequence-specific DNA binding.